Molecule: messenger RNA, 1515 nt
Organism: Mytilus trossulus (common blue mussel)
Lineage: Eukaryota; Metazoa; Mollusca; Bivalvia; Mytilida; Mytilidae
Product: ornithine decarboxylase-like
Exons: 10
Coding region: 1-1227 (408 amino acids)
Cellular component (GO): cytoplasm
Molecular function (GO): ornithine decarboxylase activity
Source: RefSeq, a predicted model, not a curated record
AUGACGAACUAUGUCCGAAAGAGCACGAAAAGCCUGGUUGAGUUAGUGGAGUUAGUGGAAAGACAAGACUCCAUUGAUAGUCUAAUCAAAGAGAAGACUAAUCAGAUUGGAGCGGAUGAGAAUCCCCUUUUCAUUGGUGAUCUAGGAGAUAUUAUCAGAAAACACAAGAUUUGGCAAAAAAGUUUUCCGACGGUUGUACCAUUCUACGCAGUAAAAUGCAAUGAUUUUUAUCCCGUGGUGCGACUAAUGGCUGACAUGGGGCUGUCAUUUGAUUGUGCAAGCAAGAUUGAAAUACAGAAAAUUCUAGACCUUGCUGUUGAUCCCACCAGGAUAAUCUAUGCCAAUCCAUAUAAACAGUUAUCAUUUUUGAAAUAUGCCGCUGAUAAUGACGUAGCUAUGAUGAUAUUUGAUUGUGAUGAUGAACUAGAAAAGAUCAAAGAAGUGUAUCCUGCCGCAAAACUGGUGUUGCGAAUAUGUCCACAAUCAAACCACAAGGUUAAACAUCCAUUAAAAAGAAAGUUCGGAUGUCAUCCUUUAAAAGCAUCACAGCUUCUUAAAAAUGCAAAGGAUUUAAAAUUAAACGUUGUUGGUGUAAGUUUUCAUGUUGGAAGUGGUUGCCAAGAAGCCGCAGCUUAUCGAGCAGCUAUAGAGGAGUCAAGAUAUGUAUUUGACAUAGGACUUGCUAUGGGAUUUGAUAUGACUCUUUUGAACAUAGGUGGAGGUUUUCCCGGAAGAAAUGUCCAAAAUGAUAAAAACACUUUUAAAGAGAUAUCUACCGUAGUGAAUAAAUCCUUGGAAAAAUAUUUCAAUGGGAAUGACGUCAGAAUAAUAGCUGAACCUGGACAGUUUUACGUAUCCUCUGCUUUUACAAUAGCAACCAAUAUUAUAGCGAAGAAAAUUGUCGAUAAAGAAAUUGAAAAUAUAACACCUGAUGGUGAAUUGCACGAUUACACAGAUACACUUUGUAAACAAAUUAGAAUGUAUUAUGUCAAUGAUGGAAUUUAUGGAUGCUUUUUCGAUUGUCUUCUCUACCCUGGAUGGUUCGUUCCAUCACAUUUUAAGGACGACGACGAAAAAGUGUAUGACAGCACUAUAUGGGGACUGACUUGCGAUGCUGUUGAUUUGAUUAUUGAAAACAUCAAACUACCAGACUUAAAAAAGGGGAGAGUGGAUUUACUUCAAAAAUAUGGGAGCAUAUGCAUACCAAUGUGUAACAUCUUUCAAUAGCAUGCCCAAAGUCAAAGAAUAUUUCAUAUGUGAAAGAGUGUUAUGGGAGGAAAUCUAUCCACUAGAAUAAAGUCGACUAAUCAAGACUACACAAAAAGAAAGAUGAGCACAUUGGUUUAUGUCGAAUAUAUGAAACAUUCACAAUUUGUAAGAACUGAUCUUUAUCUUGCGAAAUAAGGUCACACAUGUCAUAUAUAUACGGAAAACUAUAAAUAUUUUUAAUUCAGGUAUUUUAUUGGACAGAAUGUAACGAAUUGAUAAUAUUGAUUUAAAUGAAUUAAGAUAAAU